CGCACAUAUGAUUUUCCGCAUCCUUCUGUUCUGUUAUUCUCUCUUGUAUUACUUCCCACAAAUUUCUCUCAUCAAAUAUCUUACAAACAAACAACAAUAACAAUAACAACAAUACUACUAACAACAAUAACAACAACAACAACAACAACAACAAUCCUCUCCUUCUCCUUCUCCUUCUGUUCUGGUUAUGGGUUCAUUCUCAUUCUCAUUCUCAUAUUCAAUACCAAUAUGGAAUUUUCCUUUUUAAUCCCGACAUUCCUCUCCUUCUCAUUCUGAAUUCAUUCAUCUUCUUUCUACCCAAACAACAACAACAACAACAACAACAAUAACAACAGCAACAUUGGGUGGGUCGAUGAAUGGUUGGGUUGGGUGAGGGAUGAAUCAAUUUAAAUGAAUGAACCAAUCAAACAGACAGACAGACAGACAUGGCAGGGUUAACACCAUUGCCGUCAGACCUGAAUUUGAUUGAUUCACACACCCCUUGCUGAAUCUCCCGUUGAGGGAACUGCAUGCACAUUGUUCAUGUUUUGAAAUCCCAAGAGCCAAGAUUCAUAUGAGAUGAGCCACAUAUCAUCAGAAGGACCAUGUGAAUCUAGUAAAAUGGAUCUGGUUUCCAAGAGUACUACCAGUUCAACCCCUAACUGGCCAGAUGAUCCUAAAAAAUUAGAGCAAAUAGAAAAAAAUAAUGUCAAUUUGACCCAUAGUUUUCCAUGUGGACCUGGAUAUAUGGAUCCAAUUUCCAAAAAUUAUGCAAAUCCAGAAAGUAAUCAAUACCCGUUGCCAAGUCCAAAGAUGCCUGAUGCAGAUAGUAAUCCCAUUUCCAAAUUGGACCUAGUUGCAAAGCCUUGUGUCUCUGCUACUAAUCCAUGCCUGUUGCCAAGUCCAAAUGCGGUUGCAAAUUCUGAACUCCUAACAGCAACAUCAACAGGGAUAGCAGCAACAAUACCAGUUAACGCGAAGGCAAGUGAUGCUAAAGGUAGUCAACCAGUCACCAAUUUUGGACGAGGGAGUGGCAAUAGCAACCGUAGUGACAGUUUAGAGAGCACCAGUGCACCCCUUAAGCCCCACACUGGUGGUGAUGGGCGAUGGGAUGCCAUUAACUUGGCUUCUUCCAAAGAUUCCCCUCUUGGUCUUAGCCACUUUAGGCUCCUAAAGCGGCUUGGAUAUGGAGACAUAGGAAGCGUCUAUCUUGUUGAGCUCAGAGGAACCAAUACCUUCUUUGCUAUGAAAGUCAUGGACAAGGGAUCUCUUGCAAGCAGAAACAAGCUUCUUCGAGCUCAAACGGAGAGGGAGAUUCUUGGUCUUCUUGACCACCCAUUUCUGCCCACUUUAUAUUCAUAUUUUGAGACUGAAAAGUUCUAUUGCUUGGUCAUGGAGUUUUGCAGUGGGGGUAAUCUUCACACUCUUCGACAAAAGCAACCAAAUAAGUAUUUCACAGAGGAGGCUGCCAGGUUCUAUGUAUCAGAGGUGUUGUUGGCACUUGAGUAUCUGCACAUGUUGGGUAUUGUGUACAGGGAUCUGAAGCCAGAAAAUGUGCUAGUAAGAGAUGAGGGUCAUAUCAUGCUCUCUGAUUUUGAUCUAUCACUUCGUUGUUCCGUCAAUCCAACUCUUGUCAAGUCUUCAUCUGUACAUGUAGGCAACGGCGGUGGUGGUGGCUCUGGUGGCAUUUUGGAUGACAAAUAUGCUGUGCAUGGUUGUAUCCAACCAUCGACUUUUCUUCCACGCAUCCUACCUGCAAAGAAGAAUCGCAAAUCGAAAUCAGAUUUUGGCCUCUUUGUUGGAGGAUCUCUCCCAGAACUAAUGGCAGAGCCCACCAACGUGCGCUCAAUGUCAUUUGUCGGGACCCAUGAAUAUCUAGCCCCAGAGAUUAUACGUGGAGAGGGUCAUGGUAGUGCAGUGGACUGGUGGACAUUUGGCAUUUUCUUAUAUGAGCUAUUGCAUGGGACAACCCCUUUCAAGGGCUCAGGAAAUCGUGCCACACUUUUUAAUGUUGUAGGCCAGCCAUUAAGGUUCCCUGAAACUCCACAAGCGAGUUUUAUGGCACGUGAUCUUAUACGGGGACUCUUGAUAAAGGAACCACAUAAACGGAUCGCAUAUAGAAGGGGUGCAACAGAAAUAAAACAACACCCAUUCUUUGAGGGUGUGAACUGGGCUUUGGUGAGGAGUGCAAUGCCUCCCCACAUUCCUGAACCUGUAGAUUUUGGCCAUUUUGCUAGUAAAGAGACAACGCAAGCAGAUAAGAAAAUGGCUGAAAUUGAAGCUGAUGGAAACAGGAGUAGUUCUAAUGAUUCUUCAUAUGUUGAUUUUGAGUACUUUUAGGAAUUUGAACUACUUGGAUGGUAAUAUAAUAUUUAUUUUCCAAGCUAAGUUAUGUUGUACAAAGUGCAAAAUGACAUCUCAUUAUUAUGAUUGCUAAGACUGUAAUGAAGAAAGCUUAUUAUGGAGACAAAACGUUAAUGGUUUGCUAGCGGCAAGGAGGAAUGUGUAUUGUGUUUGCAGGGUGUUCUUGUUUUUUCUCUUCCCUUUAAGAUUUUUUUGCUUAUAUGAUUUUAUGAGCAUAUCACUCGUUACAAUCUUCUAGUUGAGGUUUGCUUUCCAGGCUUCUAAAAGCAGAAAGAAUG
Molecule: messenger RNA, 2621 nt
Organism: Camellia sinensis
Lineage: Eukaryota; Viridiplantae; Streptophyta; Magnoliopsida; Ericales; Theaceae
Product: serine/threonine-protein kinase RHS3
Biological process (GO): protein phosphorylation
Molecular function (GO): ATP binding; protein serine/threonine kinase activity
Source: RefSeq, a predicted model, not a curated record